This is a messenger RNA of Botrytis byssoidea, 1152 nucleotides long. RefSeq lists its product as uncharacterized. Lineage: Eukaryota; Fungi; Ascomycota; Leotiomycetes; Helotiales; Sclerotiniaceae. The transcript is spliced from 3 exons. Bases 1 to 1152 code for a protein of 383 amino acids. The record is from RefSeq and is a predicted model, not a curated record.
AUGUCAUCUACCACUAAUCCUUGCAUCACGGUGGUUUGCAACGAAAUUCUGGAUAUUGUCUUUGAUUACGCCCUCAAUAAAUUCGAUGACACCAAAGAUCGACAUAGCGCGGGGAAGCCCAAGUUUUUGGCAGUCAUCGAGAAGUUCGUCAGCAGUGGAACACCGGUGGAUAUGUGCCUUCCAGCAUUUCCCUUCAAGUCAUCAAACAAGGUACAUAAGGUCUUCGGCAUUCUACCUGACAAAGCCGAAGAGAUUGCUCUUGAUAGACUGAACACAAUGUGUUUGCGUAUUGAAGAAGUCUAUCAGCCUGGAGCCAAGUGCACAAUAAUUUCAGAUGGACUUGUUUAUAAUGAUUUACUGUGUAUAUCGGAUCGCGAUACAUGGGCAUACGGAGAGGCCUUGCGUGCAAUGUCUAUCAAUAAAGGUUUCGAUCACAUCAGCUUUUCUAGAAUCCAAGACUUUGUCAAUUUCCCAUUGCCAGAAAAGCUAGAUGAGAUCACUUACGUUGCCAAUGCCACCAACUUUCGUCUAUCUAUGAUCAAUAGAUGGGGUAAAAACGAUAUCAGUAUUGAAGAUGAGAUCGCGAACAACCCGGACACGAAAAUGACUUAUCUCGGAUAUCGAAGAUUCCUCGAGUCGGAUUUACGAUAUAUUUUCCCCCUUGGCAAAGGUCGAAGUAAUACCAAUUACAAGAAAAACGUGAAAUACCUCGCUAAGCAGAUGUUGAUUCGAGGAUAUGCUUUUGCGGGAGCGGUCAAAUAUGCUUUUCCCAACCAUCUACGUCUUUCUAUCCACCAGUCAACAGGUGAUCAUAAGAUUUCUAUGAGUUUGCUUAAUACAAAAACGGGGUUUACAACCCCUUGGCAUUGUAGCGUUGCUCUAAUGGCAGACGGGGAGUGGAUAAGCGCUCCAAUGGGGGACUUUAAGGAAAAUGAGAACUUGGAAGUUGUCUACGAAGAUGGUCGUCCUAGCUACUUCAGGGAGAGAAAACACGCUGUCGAGCACCAGGUGGAUGAUACGAAAUCAUCACCAACUUUGAGAACGUCGAAGGGCUUUGAAGAGAACUCUUCCAGGUUCAUUGACAACAAAAACGCUGCUUCAGAGAAAUUCCAGCAACGAUCGUCUGUAGUAGUAUCCAUAUUAGCCAUUUGA